AUGCAGUUGAAAUACUCAUGGGAAGGGCAGGAUAAGAAAGGCUGUGCUACCCGGGCUCCAGCUUCCCUUGGUGCCCACAAAUGGGCCAACCAAGCCCAGAUGGCAGCAUCUCCCCAUCCCGUGUCCCCUGGCCCAACGCCACUUCCAGGAGACGACCACAAAGCCCAGCACCCACCCUGUUCUGGCCGCCCCCUGUCGUGGCCUCAAAGGUUCCACAGCCCAAAUGGCAGGACAGUCCAGGGGCUCCAAGACCGUCAGGAGCAUGUGGUACCCAUGUCACAACCCAAGACCAUGUGGCACCUGGAAGGUCUAUGCACACAGGGUUCCUCAUUCAGCUGGCUUCUCAGGAUGCUGAAUGUUGGGAUCUCUCUUGGGCUCACCCUGCGCCUGUGGGACAUGCAUUUGCUGGAAGGGGAACAGAUGUUGAUGCCGAUAACAAGCACUGCCUUUAAGGUUCAGAGGAGCCUCUAUGAAGAAACUAACAAGGAAGUAUGGGGACCUGCCACCCCCAGGAGGGCUCCAGGCACUGGAGGAGCCAGACCCAUUUGUGAGAGCCUCCACUCCUCCCUGCAAGUGCUGACAGCCUCAGAGAGCAGCAGAGGCCCCUCACUCCUGCAGACUCCUCCAAGGGUGCCAGGACAACAAGCCUUGAGCCAGGGAGACAAGGGAAUCAGUGUCUCUGACCCCUAG
Pongo pygmaeus (Bornean orangutan) is the source of this 690-nucleotide messenger RNA. RefSeq names its product putative TBC1 domain family member 29. The transcript has 7 exons. Lineage: Eukaryota; Metazoa; Chordata; Mammalia; Primates; Hominidae. The record is from RefSeq and is a predicted model, not a curated record. Bases 1 to 690 code for a protein of 229 amino acids.